This is a messenger RNA of Paramecium octaurelia, 2643 nucleotides long. Lineage: Eukaryota; Ciliophora; Oligohymenophorea; Peniculida; Parameciidae. The record is from the annotation of a GenBank genome assembly.
AUUUAUAUACAUUGAACUGAUGAAGAUGCCAGAAUAGAAGGAGAAGGCUUUGAUCUAAGAAAUUUUAACACUUUUACCAUAAAGUAUUGGUGUUACUUAAAUUAAGCAGCACAAAAUAAAUAAUGUUAAAAAUUAGUACAUUUAAUUUAUCGAUUGUAGAUUCUAAGUUUCAUAUCUCUACCAGAGUUCCCAAAGAAUACCAAUUAAUCAAGCAUUUGUAUUUUAGGAAGUCUCCAACAAAUUAAAAAAGUUUUCCAUGGAUAAAAAAGUCUCCAAUUAUUUGAUUGAAUCCCUACAUCCAUACUAUGAGAAAGAUGACAGCUUCAUAGGUUUUCCUAAUCUAACACUUUAUGAAGACGGAGAAUUUAAGUCAAAUCAAAAGCUAGAAGUCACAAAUGAUAUUCUUAAUGUCAUGAUUUUUUGGGUAUAAGUUUGAUAAUAUAGUAGUCAAUAAAUAAUUGCUAAAGCGUGUAAUUGAUGAAAGAUUUGAAUACUUAAAUCAUGAACGAAUUGAGGGAAGCUAGAGUGCUAUCAAUCAAUAUAGACUCCGAUUAAGAAGCUUGGUCGCAAUUUAUUUUAGAAUUGGAAAACUAUAAUAGUUAUCAUUUCAACCCUGCUCACAUUGCUUUUGAUUUGCAAAUGAAGACAUUGCGAUUUACUAGAUUUCCACAUGUGGUCAUUCUGGACAAGGAAUAAAAGGUUAUUGUAGUGGAAAACACUAGUCUUAAAAACAUUUAAGACAUAUUAUAAUAAUAGUCAAACUCUUAAAGCAAUUCUUAGACUAUUGAUCAGUCAUUUCAACAAUUAGAAUAAUAAAAUUAAAUUACUUUAUAGUAUUCCAAGGAAGAUUAUAAAGAAAUGAAAGAGAAAAUUCAAACUUAAGUUAUGGAGAUGGUGAAUGCUUUUUUUGCAGAACAAGAUAUUGUAGAACUUAGAGUAGUACAGAAAAAAAAUUACUUUAAAGAUGGAUCAAAGGUAGUGAUAGAUAGAAGCAAAAUACUGGUUUGCAUUGAAUAAAACAUUAAAAAUAGGUCAAAGGAAUUGCUUCAGGAAUUUAAGAACUAUCUAACAAAUUUGCUUGGAGAAUAACAUUAUUAAAUUGUUAGAAAAUCACUUCGAAUAGAUGAAACAGAAGAGCAAGUUGUAAUCAGGGAGAUAUUAAAUGAUUUUGUCUCAUAAUUUGAAGUGCAAAUUAUUCCAUAUUAGUCUGAAAAACAUACAAUUUAAUGGGAUCAUCCUUAAGAAUCAUUUGUUUUUGGAUCAAUUUAUGAACAAAAAGUGAAGUUUAAUAAAGAGUUAUCAAUUAAAGAGUACAAGGAAAUAAUAGAAGGUAUAGCUCCACUUUUAGAAGCAUAGGAGGAAGAAAAUUCAAAAAAAUAUUUAAAAUAUUUGAUUGAAUAAUUAAAAUCCAAACGAUCUUUGGGAGAUAAGUUUUUCCCUAUUGACGGUUUCUAUAAUAAAGAGGAAAAAGAAAUUCUAAUCGAACAUUAGCCUUAAUAAAUGCUUGUUUUGAUUUGGGUAAUUCCUUGUGUGUUCAUCAUCAUGAAAUUAGAUAAUUUUUAUCAGUAAUUGAAAGAGCAAUAUGGAGAUAAACUAAGAUUUGUAUAUUUAGGAAUAGAAUAUAAUAAGGAGGAUAUUGAUUUGAUUUAUAAAUUUAAACCAACAAGUGAAUUUUACUAUUCAAAAGAAAUACCUAUUCUAGCAAGAGAAAAAUAUCAAGCCAAUCUCUUUCCUUAUUAGAUGAUUAUAGAUCAAAAUGGAAUAAUUAGGUAAAAGGGUUUAUUUCACAAAUUAGAACAUAAAAUUGCAGCCGAAUUUGCAAUUCAUCCUUACAAAAAAUAGUAAACUAACCAAUCUAUAGAUUUUGAUUAAUUGGAAGAAUUCCUUUUCAAUCAAAAAAUAAUAACAAAAUCAAUGGGAACCAAGUAAUUAUGUUGAUAAAUAAGUUUUAGCCGAUAAUUUUUUUAUGAAUUAGAUGUACACACUAAUGAGUGCCAAGAACUUAUAGCAAAUUGUGAGCAUGCAAUCAGAUAAAGAUCCUUGCUCACUUUAGAAAAAUUUCAUCAAUCACUCUUUUUUCACAUUCCUGUUGAUAAAUUAUCAAUUGAACAGCGAUUAAUGUAGUCAAUAGAUAUUAAAUAUCCUGCAAUGAUAUGUAAUUAUUGUGGGGAAAGGUUGAGUGCAAAUGAUCCAUAAUAUUAUAAUUACUUUAAAAAUUAAUUUUACUGUUGUAAAUGUGCUGAAAGAAAAGAUAAAUUGGGUUUUGAAUAUGAAAUAAAAGAUAAUCUUGCCUUUAUUAACGCUCCAAUCACUGAUGUGAAUGAAUUAAAAGAUAUAGAUGUGUUUAGAUUUGGAAAGAAUAUUCAACCGAUAGAUAAUCAUAAAAAUCCUCAUGAAUUUGAUUGUAAUGGUUGUAAGAAAUCGACCGAUCUUGGCCGAGACAGAUACAUAGUCCUUAAUAAUAAACGAGGUCUUUACAAACAAGAUGGAUAUACUGAUUUUUGUUCGCACUGCUUUGCCAAGAUAAGAAACAAAGCCCCAGAGUGGAAAUAAUUCACUGACAUUAAUGAAAACUCAGUGUUCCUUAGAAUUAGCUACUUCUUUGGAUAUAAUAAUUUUUGAUUAUUGUGAUGUGUAAGGAGA